AUGAUGGGGGAUAGCGCAGAUCGUUACGCGUCUGGUCGGCGAGAUUCCGGUGCAUUGUCCACGCUGGUCAUGAUUUGGACAAACACGGUCGACCGCCAUCUCCUUAGCGUCACGAUGUCAUCAUCACCUCUGCUUCUGCUAAUUUCUGAUUCCAUUCACCUCAGCUCAACUUCUAGAAAUAUUUGGACUAUCCACAGUCAAUCCGUCGGACUCAUCAACUAUCUGCAGACUGUUCAACGCAAUCCCAACAAUCAAUUGGCGAAAAAGUGUGUCAGAGAAAGGAGUGCGUGUAAAGGAGAUAAUCAUUUCUUGUUCUGGUUACGCGAGCCGCUCCCGACGAUGAACUUUAUGGGUGGUCUUCCGGUGGUCCCAGGCGUCAUGGGCAGUCUUCCUGGCGCCGGAUCGUGUCUUCCGCGUGGAUCGCCUCUCGUCCGAGACAAGUCACCGAGUUUCUUCCAGAAUAUUCUGAGAAAUAUUCCUGGAGCUCACGAUUAUCUAGCCAGCUUGCUACCGUCACCCAAAGUGGACAGCCAAGCGCUUUAUGGCAAGUACCACUGGUUCAACCGACUGCUCACGCUGGAAAUUCUUCCUCAUUCAGUAUACAAGAAAAAUUUCGAACGCAAAGCGAGGAUGGAGGGGAGAAGAUCAGCUAGCAUUCACUACACCGACUGGUCAAAGUGUCGGCCGGCAACGCCAGUCAGUUAUAUCCAGAACGUCCUUACCGAACUGUUCGGGUGA
Molecule: messenger RNA, 738 nt
Organism: Cooperia oncophora
Lineage: Eukaryota; Metazoa; Nematoda; Chromadorea; Rhabditida; Trichostrongylidae
Source: the annotation of a GenBank genome assembly